AUGGAGACCACAAUUCCUGUCUAUAACGACCACCUGUGGAAGUUCGUCAAGCCGAGGGGUAUUGUGAUGGAGCCAGUUCGAGCGUGGACGGCCAAUAGACUAGCAGACAAUGGGCAGCAGUGGGUACAAACAUUCGCACGCUACAAUUCCGGCACUUACAACAACGAAUGGAUGGUAAUAGAUUACAAGUUAUUUCAACCUGGAUCCAAAGAGCUCAAGCCAGGCUUGUUGACAAUCAUUGAACAGCUGCCUGGUUAUGUCACGUAUGCUGAUGUUACGGACGUUCUUCAGAAACAGGGAUACUGGGCAAGCUACAAUUUGCCUUAUUUUCCAGAUGUCUACAACAUGAGUGGACUUCCAGCAAAAUUCGACAACUUUGGGGAUCAUUUUUCCCAUGAUAAUUGUCCAAGAGCAAAAAUAAUUAAACGUGACCAGUCAAAGAUUACAGGCAGGAAAUCGCUUUAUGAAUUUAUGAGAUAUAAUGAUUACCUCAACGACCCUCUAUCCAAGUGUAAGUUCUGCACACCUGCUCAAAAUGCAGACUAUGCUAUUUCAGCCAGGAAUGAUCUAAAUCCACACAACGGGACGUACCCCAUUCAGAUUCUUGAACACAUGAUGUUCGGUGCCACAGAUGUAAAGAUGACGUCACAUGCCGCCAUAAACUGGCUACAAAUGGAAGCAGUCUCAGGACCAACAUACGACCCACUUCCUCCCUUUCAGUGGAGCAAGCAUGACAACAAGAGACACUUCGGACAUCCAGAUCUGUUUCAUUUCAAGCCUAUUUACUUUAACGGGACCAAUCUCCCUCCUUAUCCUGUAGAAUAAUGGAAUAAAUAUAUAUUUCACUUGA
Messenger RNA from Gigantopelta aegis, 850 nucleotides. RefSeq names its product putative phospholipase B-like 2. Lineage: Eukaryota; Metazoa; Mollusca; Gastropoda; Neomphalida; Peltospiridae. The record is from RefSeq and is a predicted model, not a curated record. The coding region runs from base 1 to 825 and encodes 274 amino acids. Gene Ontology annotation, molecular function: glycerophospholipase activity. Gene Ontology annotation, biological process: phospholipid catabolic process. The transcript has 6 exons. Gene Ontology annotation, cellular component: extracellular region.